AUGGCCAGCGGCGGCGAUGCACGUUUCUUCGCUCGGGGCAAAGUAGCCGAACUCCGCGCUGAGCUCAACAGCGACAAGAAGGACAAGAACUUCUCGCGCAAGAAGAUUGCCCUCAAGAAGAUUGUCGCAAACAUGACCAUGAGCAACAACGACAUGGCCGCGCUCUUCCCGGACGUCAUCCAGUGCAUGACCAUCCCCACGCUCGAGAUCAAGAAGAUGUGCUUCCUCUUCCUCGUCAACUACGGCCGCGUCAAACCCGACAUGGCCCAACGCGCGCUCCCAAUCCUCAUCAGCGACAUGGAAGACCCCAACCCACUCGUCCGCGCCCUUGCCCUCCGCACAAUGUCCUACAUCCACGUCCCGCAGUUCAUCGAGGCAACCGUCGAGCCCCUGCGCCUCCUCCUCCGCGACAACGACCCCUACGUCCGCAAGACGGCCGCCUUCUGCGUCGCGAAGCUCUACGACCACGACCGCGAGCUCGUCGAGGGCUCCGCGGGCAAGGGCGUGGCUGGCACCGCGCAGGCUCAGGGCCUCAUCGAGGGCCUCAAUGGCCUGCUCAAGGACGAUAAUUCGACUGUGGUGGCCAGCGCGCUGGUGGCGCUCAUGGAUAUAUGGGAGAGGAAUGAGAAUAUCAAGUUGACCAUUGAUCACACGAAUGCGAGCAAGAUUGUGCAGAUCUUGCCGGACUGCUCGGAAUGGGGCCAAACCUACAUCCUCGAAGCGCUCAUGGCCUACGUCCCACAGACCACCGACGAAGCCUCCAUCAUGGCCGAGCGCAUCUCCCCGCGCCUGCAGCACUCCAACUCGUCCGUGGUGCUCACGUGCAUCCGCGUGAUCCUCUACCUGAUGAACUACAUCUCCGACGCCAAAGAGAUCUCAGCGCUGUGCCGCAAGCUGUCGCCGCCGCUGGUGACGCUGCUGGCAAAGGGACCCGAGGUGCAGUAUCUUGCGCUGAGGAACGCGCUGCUGAUAUUGCAGCGCAGGCCGGAGGUGCUGAGGAACGAUAUCAGGGUGUUCUUCUGUAAAUAUAAUGACCCUAUCUAUGUCAAGGUCACGAAGCUGGAGUUGAUCUUUAUGCUGGCGAAUGAGGAUAAUAUCGAGGAGGUGUUGACGGAGUUGAGGGAAUACGCCACCGAAAUCGAUGUCCACUUCGUCCGCAAGUCCGUCCGCGCCAUCGGCAAACUCGCCAUCAAGAUCGAGCCCGCCGCGCGCCAAUGCAUCAACACGCUCCUCGAGCUCGUGUCCACAAAGGUCUCCUACAUCGUCCAAGAAGCCACCGUCGUGAUCCGCAACAUCUUUCGCAAGUACCCCAACCAGUACGAGUCCAUCAUCAGCACGCUGUGCGAGAACCUCGACUCGCUCGACGAGCCCGAGGCAAAGGCCGCCAUGAUCUGGGUCAUCGGCCAAUACGCCGACCGCAUCGAGAACAGCGACGUGCUGCUGGAGGACUUUCUCUUCUCGUUCGCGGACGAGCCCGUCGAAGUGCAGCUCGCCUUGCUCACGGCCACCGUAAAGCUGUUCAUCCAGCGGCCCACGAAGGGGCAGGAUCUCGUGCCGAAGGUGCUGAAAUGGGCGACGGAGGAGACCGAUAACCCGGACCUCCGUGACAGGGGGUAUAUGUACUGGCGGCUGCUGUCGGCCGAUCCAGCGACCGCGAAGAAGAUCGUCAUGGGCGAGAAACCGCCGAUUACGGCGGAGACGGAGAAGCUGGACCCUGCGACGCUCGAGGAGAUGUGUUUGAAUGUGGGCACGCUGGCGACGGUGUACUUGAAGCCGGUCAACCAGGUGUUUAGGACGGCAAGGCCGAAGCGGCUGACGGAUUCGCCCGCGCUGCAGAAGCAUAUGCUGCCGACGGCGAUUGCGGAGGAGGCGGCGCGGGCGGCGAUGAGCAGCAUGGGGGGCGGUGGGGGCGAUGUGGGACGUGGUGGUGGGGUGGGCGGUGGGGUGGAUCUGUUGGGAGGGGAUCUCAGGGAGGCGGUGGAUCAGGCGGACGACUAUUUUGCGGGGGUGGGCGGGGGAGUAGGGAAUAACCCGUUUGCGGUGGGGGGUGGGCCGGUGCAGGGGGGUGGGCAGUAUGUUGUGAGUCAGGGUGUGCCGCAGGAUCUGUACUCGCCGAGUACGGGCGGGGAUCUACUGCUGCUGUAA
Morchella importuna is the source of this 2145-nucleotide messenger RNA. RefSeq lists its product as uncharacterized. The coding region runs from base 1 to 2145 and encodes 714 amino acids. Gene Ontology annotation, biological process: vesicle-mediated transport; intracellular protein transport. Lineage: Eukaryota; Fungi; Ascomycota; Pezizomycetes; Pezizales; Morchellaceae. Gene Ontology annotation, cellular component: membrane coat. Gene Ontology annotation, molecular function: clathrin binding. The record is from RefSeq and is a predicted model, not a curated record. The transcript has 6 exons.